Anoplopoma fimbria (sablefish) is the source of this 1575-nucleotide messenger RNA. It is a transcript of the gene nova1, whose product is annotated as NOVA alternative splicing regulator 1. The transcript is spliced from 4 exons. The record is from RefSeq and is a predicted model, not a curated record. Gene Ontology annotation, biological process: regulation of alternative mRNA splicing, via spliceosome; mRNA splicing, via spliceosome. Gene Ontology annotation, molecular function: mRNA binding. The coding region runs from base 16 to 1434 and encodes 472 amino acids. Gene Ontology annotation, cellular component: nucleus; cytoplasm. Lineage: Eukaryota; Metazoa; Chordata; Actinopteri; Perciformes; Anoplopomatidae.
CUGCAGCAGCCCCACAUGGACACUGAUAACCCGGACUCCCGCAAGCGACCGCUGGAAACUCCGGCGGAGGAGGCCGGCUGUACCAAGCGCACCAACACUGGAGAGGAGGGCGAGUACUUCCUGAAGGUGCUGAUCCCCAGCUAUGCAGCCGGCUCUAUAAUCGGCAAGGGCGGCCAGACCAUCGUACAACUGCAGAAAGAGACGGGUGCCACCAUUAAGCUGUCCAAAUCCAAAGACUUCUACCCAGGAACAACAGAACGGGUUUGUCUGAUACAGGGUACUGUCGAGGCUCUCAAUGGUGUCCAUAACUUCAUUGCGGAGAAAGUCCGCGAGAUGCCCCAGAGCGCACAGAAACCCGAGCCGGUCAGCAUACUGCAGCCGCAGACCACCGUCAACCCAGACCGUGUCAAACAGGCCAAAUUGAUCGUGCCCAAUAGCACAGCUGGCCUGAUCAUUGGCAAGGGAGGAGCCACGGUCAAAGCAGUGAUGGAGCAGUCAGGGGCUUGGGUGCAGCUUUCCCAGAAGCCAGAGGGCAUCAACCUGCAGGAGCGGGUGGUGACCAUCAGUGGGGAGCCCGAACAGAACCGCAAGGCUGUGGAGAUCAUAGUGCAGAAGAUCCAGGAGGACCCGCAGAGCAGCAGCUGCCUCAACAUCAGCUACUCCAACGUCUCGGGCCCAGUGGCCAAUUCCAACCCCACCGGCUCCCCCUACGCCAAUACCGCCGAGGUGCUGCCCAAUGCAGCCGCAGCAGCCGCCACCGCCUCCAGCCUUCUGGGCCAGGCCGGCUUGACAGGAAUGGGCGCCUUCCCCGCCACCAUGUCCAGCUUCUCUGGCAACGAUCUGCUGGCCAUCACCUCGGCCCUCAACACGCUGGCUAGCUACGGCUACAACACUAACACCCUAGGUCUGGGCCUCAACCCUGCAGCUGCUUCUGGGGUCCUCGCUGCAGUAGCAGCCAGCGCCAACCCGGCUGCUGCCGCCGCAGCCAACCUACUGGCCUCCUACGCUAGCGAUGCCUCUGGCGGCGCUGGCCACCAUGCUGCAGGCCUCGGUGGGUUCUCCCUGGGUUCUCUAGCAGCUGCUACAGGGGCUUCCAAUGGUUACCUUAAUGCUUCAUCCCCACUGAUGGCCUCCUCCCUAUUGGCAACAGAGAAGCUGGCAGAUGGGGCCAAGGACGUGGUUGAGAUCGCUGUGCCCGAGAAUCUGGUCGGCGCCAUUUUGGGGAAAGGAGGGAAAACGCUGGUCGAGUACCAGGAGCUAACGGGAGCCCGCAUCCAGAUCUCCAAAAAGGGAGAGUUCAUUCCUGGUACUCGGAACCGUAAAGUUACCAUAACAGGGUCUCCAGCCGCUACGCAAGCAGCGCAGUAUCUGAUCAGCCAACGGAUCACUUACGAGCAGGGCGUGCGCGCUACCAACCCACAAAAGGUGGGCUAAAAGGAAAAAGAAGAGGAAAGAAGGAAAAGGAUGAAGACAGAUAGAAGGAAAUCGAGAGGGUCGCGAUGAAUAGAAAAAAGAAACGUCCAAAUAUCUGUUCAAUAUUUCCGUAUCAAAUGAGAGAAUCACAAAAGGAGGAGG